Messenger RNA from Drosophila gunungcola (fruit fly), 1589 nucleotides. RefSeq names its product WW domain-binding protein 11-like. NCBI's taxonomy places the organism in Eukaryota, Metazoa, Arthropoda, Insecta, Diptera, Drosophilidae. The transcript has a single exon. The record is from RefSeq and is a predicted model, not a curated record. The coding region runs from base 615 to 1475 and encodes 286 amino acids.
AAAUGUGAAAAAAAUAAACGAAAUCUGCGAGCUGGUCAGAUGGAACAUGGAGAAGGCGACGCAGGAUCAGGCGCGCCUCUACAAUCUCCGGAGGCGCCCUUGGAAACCACAGAUCGGAGACACGGUAUGGGCCAAGGAAUACCAUCUACCCAAGGCGACAGAAGGAUUCGCGGCGAAACGUGCCCCCCGAUACGAGGGACCGUUUAAAAUAAUUAAUUUGACUCUCCGGUUAUUUGCAACCUUCGGCAGGAACACACGGGCAAAGAAAGGAAAAUACACAUAAGCCAGUUAAAACCGCAAAGCAAAGAGGGGCAGUCUUAACAAAUCCGGCGUAUCGGAGGAGCACUGUACCCUAACCGAAGAAAGGGGGAGGACGAUACACGGUAUCGAAAGUAACGGUCAAGCACACACACACAAGCACACAUCAGGAGCGCGAGAGAGGGACAGGGAGGGCUAAAAAGCCGGGUUGCGUAGGAGUCGUGUACACGGAGGGCACCGUUACUUUGAAACAUUACACGGACACAGAGCGGAGAGCGAGUCCCGUUACACGUCUCCGCGAAUAACGGAACCGAGGAUACGCGGAAGAACCGAGGUUUCGUCAGCGACGGCGCUGCAUGAUUCAGGUCUUUCCAAACAAGAUAGUCAACAUGAGCGCACGCAGCAGUAACACCCAACAACAAGUGGAGCACGAGGUGAGUGAGGAGCGCGCCAGGGAACAGCCAGUGGCGAAGUGGAGACGGGACUCCGAUUCCGUCCUCCAGCUUCUGGCGUCCCCCCUGGUGUCGCGAUCCCCGUCACCGGUCAGCGAGGCUGACGAGGAGUCCACCGGAGAGAUCUCGGACGUGGAGUUGCCGUCCGAGGAGGAGGCCGCAGGCACGAACGCGACGGAGAUCGCAGAGAUCUUCGCCAUCUCCGAUGAGAGUGGACCGGAGGACGGGAGUGAGGAGGAGAAGGAGGGGACGGAGACCGUCAGUCCCGAGGUGUCCCCGGACGAGGACGACGCGGCGCGGCGAGCUGCGAGGGACCUGAUGGUCUUCCGCCGGUUGAGCCGGGCGACGGCAGGGCUCGGGAGGAUCUGCCUAGGGCAGAUACCACCGUCGGGCGAGCCCAAAGAGUGGGCUCGUAUAUUGGAGGCGCGGGCGGUCACUGUCCGCCAAUGGGAGGCCCGGCGGGUGGCGAGGAGGGCAGCAGUCGCCGCGUGGCAGCAGAGGCUGAGGGACGCCGAGGCAGAGGAGGCCGCACUCUGGGAGCGGCAACCGCUGCAGGAGCAGCCGCCACAGGAGCAGCCACAGCCGCCGCAGGAGCAGCUGCAGUCGCCGGAGGAGCAGAUGCAGCCGCCGCUACCGCCACCACGUGCGCCGACGCCCCCACCACCGCCACCCCCACGAUCGCCGUUGCCGCUGCCACGCUCACCAUCACCACCACCAUCGCCGCCGCCGAGGCAGCAGGAGUGGCACCUAACUUACCUAACCUAACGGCAGACCUCGUGUCCGGAGCCCCGAGCCCCACCGGCGAGGCCGAUGCUGCGGAGACAGCAGUCGGAGGGCGCGGAACCGUGGUCGGAGGUUCCGGAGGCGGAGUGGCCGGCG